AUGAGCAGCCAAUAUCACAACGAGCCGAUCACGACAGGAAAGGGAGGAGAUCCGACGGGAACUGGCCAAGGAGGCGAAAGUAUUUACGAAAAGCCGUUCAAGGAUGAGUUUCACCAACGGCUGACGUUCAAUCGGAGAGGCUUACUCGGCAUGGCAAAUUCGGGAAAAGACGAUAACGGAUCGCAGUUCUUCAUCACGUUGGGCACCGAUCCACAACAGGUGCGCGAGCUCACCCGGAAACACACAUUAUUUGGAAAAAUUGUUGGUCCGACGAUGUUCAACAUGUUGAAGAUGACUGAGGUGGAUGUGGAUUCAAAUGAGCGCCCAAAGACACUCUACAAGAUCACCGGAGCCGACGUCUUAACCAAUCCAUUCAAGGACAUUCGACCAAGGGAAAAAGAACGACGAAAAAAGAAGAAAGAAACGAAAGUGACCGAGACGAAGAAAUUGAAUCUACUAUCAUUUGGCGACGAGGCGGAAGAAGAUGAAGAUGAACUGACUCAAAUCAAUAAGAAGCUCUCCAACAAGGGCAAAAGUGCUCACGAUGCGCUCGAUGAUGAACAACUCAGCAAGCAAGUCGCCGUAACACGAGAUGAAAUGGCCGAUUAUGACCCGGAUGAAGAUGCACAAGAUCUGACGUCGAUGAAAGAUGAGGAUUUGGACUCGAUUAUCGAACAGGAAAGAAAGCAGAAAGAGCGAGAACGACUGGAUGAAAUGGCCGGCGAAUUGAAGACACUUCAAAAGGAGUACAAGAAAGCACUACGCGGCCCAAAGGAACGAAAAAUUGAAGAAGAAGAAGAGCCCGUUACUGAGGUGAUAGCAGAGUACAAGGAAAUGCGCAUCAAGUUCAAAUCAAAGACAAAGAAGUUGAAAAGCAAACGUGACGAGGGACGAGAAAAUCAGACGAUGCAACUUCUUGAGCGUUUCCGGGCAAAGUUGGAUCAAGCCGAACAGGCAGACAUUCUCUUCGACAAAACGAAAGAAGAGGAAGAAAGAAAACGACGAGAAGCUCUCAAACAAAAUGAUGCCGAUGGACAAGAUGAAAAUAACAAAGAUGCGGCGAAAGCGUUUGGCUAUGAUUUGGAUGCGGAAGACAUUGUUGGCACUGAUUGGAUGCGACACACUUUUGUUGCUCAGGACGAGAUCGAUCCAAAUGUUACGCGCGCUAAGGAUGCCAAUCUCCGUGACGAGGCGAAGAGUGACUGGUAUGAUCUAUCGGAUCCUCGACAUCCAAUCAACAAGAGAAAACGCGGCGAAAUU
Molecule: messenger RNA, 1260 nt
Organism: Mesorhabditis belari
Lineage: Eukaryota; Metazoa; Nematoda; Chromadorea; Rhabditida; Rhabditidae
Source: the annotation of a GenBank genome assembly